UGUCAAGAUGGCGCUGUUCGUAGUGGGAGACCUGAGUUAGUUCAGACUAGUCACUGCCAUUUAUUCAGUUAUUGGGCCACAAACGCAACAUUAGCCACGACAGCAUGGCGACCCUGGAUCAAAAAUCGCCCAACGUGCUCCUCCAGAGCCUCUGCUGCAGAAUCACGGGGAAAAGCGAAGCUGAAGUGGCCCACCAGUUCCAGUAUGCAGUGCGAGUCAUUGGCAGUAACUACGCCCCCACCAUUGAGCGGGAUGAGUUCCUGGUGUCGGAGAAGAUCAAGAAAGAACUGCUGAAGCAGAGGAGAGAAGCCGACGCCGCGCUGUUCUCGGAGCUGCAUCGGAAACUUCAGACGCAGAGUGUUCUGAAGCAUCGCUGGUCGGUUCUCUACUUGCUGCUCAGCCUCUCUGAAGACCCCCGCAAACCGUCCGGCAGGGUGGGAAAUUAUGGAGCUCUCUUUGCCCAGGCCCUCCCCAGGGACGCCCACUCCACCCCCUUCUACUGCACCCGGCCCCAGAGCCUGGCCCUGGGCUACGGGGACAGGAGCGCCGGCCUGUCAGCCAGUGUGGGGACCAGCGGCAUCUCCAGUCUGGGAGUCUACACUCUGAACGGGCCCACGGCCACGCCGCAGUCACUGCUGGCCAGUCAAGCCCCUCAGUCUGCAGCAGGAGGCGGCCAGCCUCUGGGCUCUCGGCUGGCCUGGGCUCUCCCUGUGAGCUGCUCCCCCUCCACCGCUCUGGCCACGCUCGCCACUCGACCCCCACUCGGACCUGCGGUCCCCUCCUCCAGAGCGAUCCGUCCUCGGCGAGACGGGGAGGUGAGCGAGGCGGCGCUGGUGCGGGACAUCCUCUACGUCUUCCAGGGAAUCGAUGGCAAGUUCAUCAAGAUGAGCGGCCAGGAAAACUGCUACAAAAUAGACGGCAAGGUGGUGCUGUGCAAGUCCCUGAGAGACACCAGCAGCCGCCUGAGCGAGCUCGGCUGGCUCCACAACAAAGUCAGGAAGUACACUGACGUCAGGAGCCUGGACCGCGCCUUCGGGCUGGUGGGACAGAGCUUCUGUGCCUCCCUCCACCAGGAGCUGAAGGAGUACUACCGGCUGCUGUCUGUCCUCCACUCACAGUUGCAGGUGGAGGACGAGCAGGGUGUGCUUGUGUGCACCGAGAGCAGUCUGACUCUCAGAAGGCUCCUGGUCUGGAUGUACGACCCCAAAGUCCGACUCAAAACGCUGGCCGCCCUCGUCGACUUCUGCCAAGGUCGAAAAGGAGGCGAGCUGGCGUCCGCCGUCCACUCUUACGGGAAAACGGGCGACCCGCAGAUGAGGGCGCUGGUUCAGCACAUCCUCAGCCUGGUGUCGCACCCCAUCCUCAACUUCCUGUACAGGUGGAUCUACGACGGGGAGCUAGAAGACACCUACCACGAGUUCUUUGUAGCAUCAGAUCCCAACGUGAAGACGGAUCGCCUCUGGCACGACAAGUACUCCCUCAGGAAGUCAAUGAUCCCCUCGUUCAUCACCAUGGACCAGGCCCGCAAGGUUCUGCUCAUCGGUAAAUCCAUCAACUUCCUGCAUCAGGUCUGUCACGACAGGACGCCGCCCUGCAAGAUCACGCCGGCGUCCACGUCUGCGGACACGCCCAAAGAUGCUGCAGAGCUGCUGUCGGACCUGGAGGGGGCGUUUCAGGAGAAGAUCGACGCCGCCUACUUUGACACCAGCAAAUACCUGCUGGACGUUCUCAACCGUAACUACCUGCUGCUGGAGCACCUGCAGGCCAUGAGGAGAUACCUGCUGCUGGGCCAGGGAGACUUCAUCAGACACCUCAUGGACCUGCUAAAGCCGGAGUUGGUGCGUCCUGCCACCACUUUGUAUCAACACAACCUGACCGGCAUCUUGGAGACGGCCGUCAGGGCCACAAACGCCCAGUACGACAACGCAGAGAUCCUCAAGAGGCUGGACGUUCGCCUGCUCGAGGUGUCUCCUGGUGAUACAGGCUGGGAUGUGUUCAGUCUGGACUACCACGUUGAUGGACCCAUUGCUACGGUGUUUACGAGGGAGUGUAUGGGCCACUACCUGCGUGUGUUCAAUUUCCUGUGGAGGGCGAAGAGGAUGGAGUACACACUGACUGACAUCUGGAAGGGACAGAUGUGUAAUGCCAAGCUGCUCAAAACCAUGCCUGAGUUGUCCGGCGUGCUGCAUCAGUGUCACAUCCUGGCCUCGGAGAUGGUCCACUUCAUCCACCAAAUGCAGUACUACAUCACCUUUGAGGUGCUGGAGUGCUCCUGGGACGAGCUGUGGAACCGAGUGCAGCAGGCGCAGGACCUCGACCACAUCAUCGCCGCCCACGACAUCUUCCUCGACAGCGUCAUCUCAAGAUGCCUGCUGGACAACAACAGCAGGUCUCUUUUGAACCAGCUGAGGGCCAUAUUUGACCAGAUCAUCGAGUUUCAGAGCGCCCAGGACUCCCUCUACCGCUCGGCACUGGAGGAGCUCGCCCUCCGGCUGCAGUUUGAGGAGAAGAAGCAACAGCGGGAGGAGGAGGGUCAGUGGGGAGUGACGGCCGAACAGGAAGCCGAAGAGAAGAGGAGGAUUCAGGAGUUUCAGGACACCAUACCAAAGAUGCGCUCCCAGCUCCGCAUCCUCACCCACUUCUACCAGAGCAUCGUCCAGCAGUUCCUGGUGUUGCUGAUGACCAGUACGGAUGAGAGUCUGCGUUUCCUCAGCUUCAGACUGGACUUCAAUGAGCACUACAAGGCCAGAGAGCCGAGGCUGCGAGCGUCGCUCGGCACCAACCGAGGGCGACGGCCGUCGGGCAUCUGACGCCACGAUGACAUCAACAAACGUUGGGGAUGACAUCACAGGGGGGGAGAGAGGGUGGGAGGCCGGCCGACUUGAAGCGCCUCGUGUCGAGAUGUAUGUCAUGCCUUGGGAGGAGCGACCCAGCCGCCGUACCCACCGGUCUGGUGUCGCGGCAGCACGGACGGUCGACCAAGUGAUGACGUCACAGCAGGCGCGGAUCCCUGCGUCGGAUCGCAAAGGAAUAUAAAAAAAAAAAGUCCAGAAAAUCAAACGUUAAACGGCAAUUCUGGGGCCAAAAAAAACCGCGAGGUGAAUUUGGGGAAACGGAAGCCGCCGUCGGACUGAGCUCCCCGAGUCGCACACAGGGCCACCUAACAUGGCACGCCUUAUUAACGAGACAAAAACAAACAAAAGCGUCAUCUCAGCGUCGUUGCCAAAUCUAGUCCCCAAACACACAUAAUGUAUGUACAUAGAGUUUAUAAAAAAAAUGUAUGUAUGUGUAUAUAGUAUGCAUCUUCACACGUCAGCUGUGGCUUUGCAUCCUCUCACGAGGGUUCAACCGAUAUGGGUCUGAUAUUGAUAAUUUUUUGUAUUUGUAGCCGCUGUUUAAAAUGAUAAAUUGAGCACUUUUUUUAAAAAAGUACAAUUCUUCCUUUCGAGACGCAGUGUUUCCAAAGCAAAGGGAUUCGCUCUCUGUGAACACGUCACAGCGGUCACAGGAUGUCUCCGCGUCGGGACGCCAGCAUAUCGGUCGAACCCUCGAUCGCCACGCCAGGUUUAUUUUUUUUCCAUCUUUUUUUAUUUUUAGCGUGUCGGGGUCAGCUGUCCAAUCACAAUCACACAGAGGACUUUGCAUCACGCGCAGACACACACACACACACACACACACACACACACACCAAACGGACAAUUCUGCUCCCAUUGACCUCCGGCUCGUACAGAGAAAGAAGAACUUUGACUUUGUUUACCACUUCUAUUAAUAUCUGACGUUCCGUUUUUUGCUUCUUUUUUUUUUUAAUAGAUCGGUUUACCGUUACGUAAGUGGGGAUUUGGAACCAUCGUGAAGCUUCUGGCUUCACAACCGACUGAGAACCGACUAAUGUAAAGAAUGUUAUUAAGAGAUUGUAGAAGUGCGGUUUCCCUGCUCGUUGUACUCCUGUCUAAAGAAACAAUCCUCACCACAACCACAACGACCUCACUCUUCUCACAUGCAUAAACAGUAGGAACGAUAUAUAUAUAUUAUAUAUUAUUUUCUGAAGACGAGUAUAUUCUGACGUUUUUUUUUAAAGAAGUGUCGUUAGUCGUGAGGUUUGCUCCAAUGCGUUACAUUGAGAUGGAGACGUGUGGUUCAAUACAGUGGAUCGGCUCCCGGAACAGAUCACUUUUUGCUGGCAGAAGACAGUCGAAUGCUUAUUUUGCUGUUUAAAAAAAAAGGACAAAAUGUUUUGAGAUUUGAAAAGUGUUUUAAUAUACAAUCAUAAACAGCUGCGAGCAUUGAGCUCACCUUGGAGGAGCUGAUCCUGGGUCAGGGAGGACACGUUUCUAAAAACCUUCAGCUGAACUUCGUCAGCGUAAACGUAUUAACUUCUGCAUAUAAACAAACUACAUUUCAGUGUUUGUAAAGUCUCCUUUUGGAGUUGCAAAACCCCUUUUUUCAUGUUGACUGAGUUGAGGAGCAGAUGCCCAUUUAGUUUUAUCCUCUGGUGGGGAGCUCCUUUAUGAAUUGCAGUGAAGUGCAACACCAAACUGAACCCGGGUCAGCGCUCCGCCCGUCCUCUCCAUUGUAUAGCACAUAAUGUAUAGAAGAAAGGGAAACGUUCCUCUUUAAUAAAAUGUUUUUUUAUUCGUG
Cyclopterus lumpus (lumpfish) is the source of this 4638-nucleotide messenger RNA. RefSeq names its product tubulin, gamma complex associated protein 3 (gene tubgcp3). The transcript has 23 exons. Lineage: Eukaryota; Metazoa; Chordata; Actinopteri; Perciformes; Cyclopteridae. Gene Ontology annotation, molecular function: microtubule minus-end binding; gamma-tubulin binding. The record is from RefSeq and is a predicted model, not a curated record. The coding region runs from base 105 to 2810 and encodes 901 amino acids. Gene Ontology annotation, cellular component: equatorial microtubule organizing center; gamma-tubulin small complex; spindle pole. Gene Ontology annotation, biological process: cytoplasmic microtubule organization; microtubule nucleation; spindle assembly.